This is a messenger RNA of Cutaneotrichosporon oleaginosum, 1056 nucleotides long. RefSeq lists its product as uncharacterized. The record is from RefSeq and is a predicted model, not a curated record. NCBI's taxonomy places the organism in Eukaryota, Fungi, Basidiomycota, Tremellomycetes, Trichosporonales, Trichosporonaceae. Gene Ontology annotation, cellular component: cytoplasm; nucleus. Gene Ontology annotation, molecular function: hydrolase activity.
CGAAACCCCAUUUCCCCAUCGCCAUCACCAUCUCAAAGUUGUCUUCCGCCCAUCUCACCAUGGCUGCUCCUAUCCGCGUCCUCGCCCUUUGCGGGUUUACGCAAAAUGCGCACAUCUAUUCCAAACAGCUCGGAGCCGUCCGCAAGACAGCUAAGAACGCCGAGUUCGUCUUCCUCGAACCCCCCAUCAUCGUGCACAAGGCCGACAUGCCCUGGAACCAGAACCUUGAUCAGUUUGCAUCCAACGCCACGACCGAGGAAGAGCGGCAGACGCCUGAGACGACGCCACGCGCAUGGUGGCUUACAGACUCGGACCGCAAAGUCUACCAGCGCAUCGAUGAGAGCAUUGCCUACAUUCACGACUUUAUGGCCAAGAACGGGCCGUUCGACGGCAUCAUGGGCUUCAGCCAGGGCGCGUGCAUGGCGUCCCUCGUUGCAGCGCUGCUCGUCAAGCCCGGCCUCCACGCGUCGUGGCCUGCCGAGCCCGCGAUGCCGAGCCCCAAGUUUGUCAUCGCCGUCGGUGGAUUCGCACCUUCCUCUGAGAUUCCCGACUUUGCCCCCUUCUUCCCUAUCCCGGCUGCUGUGCCCGUGCUGCACGUUAUCGGUCGUACUGAUGUUGUCGUGAGCGAGGAGCGGUCGCGCAGCCUUAUCGACGCUUGCGAGAACUCGCGGGUGGAGUACCACACCGGAGGGCACUUCACGCCGUCCAAGGCGAGCUGGAGACACUUCUUCAACGCGUACAUCACCGCAACGUACAAUGGCGAGAACCAGAACGACAUCCCCCCCGUCGCAUCGUUUGGGCCUAGCGGUACAAGCACACCUGUAACUGCGAGCCAAACGCCGCGCGGCGGUACCCCGGUGCCUCCGCCCGAGGACCUGAGGCAGGCCCUCCCUGCUCCGCCUCGGAGGUGAGGAGGGAGAUCCAGUGAGCCCUACAAUAGACUAGAUAUGUAGACUGGCUCACUGCUGGACUUCUCCUCCACCAUCAGAGGACGGCAACCUCCGAGUGUCAUGUCAGGACCUGGCAGUGUGGCAGAGGAUGUAUAAUCCUUAAGGC